Molecule: messenger RNA, 945 nt
Organism: Orycteropus afer afer
Lineage: Eukaryota; Metazoa; Chordata; Mammalia; Tubulidentata; Orycteropodidae
Product: olfactory receptor 52B4-like
Exons: 1
Coding region: 1-945 (314 amino acids)
Biological process (GO): G protein-coupled receptor signaling pathway
Cellular component (GO): membrane
Molecular function (GO): G protein-coupled receptor activity; olfactory receptor activity
Source: RefSeq, a predicted model, not a curated record
AUGGCGGGCUUCAACCAUACUGGUGUUAACCACGUGGUCUUCUAUCUGCUGGGCAUUCCAGGACGAGAAGACCUACAUACAUGGAUUUCCAUCCCCUUGUUCAUUUCCUAUGUCUUUGCUCUCCUUGGGAAUGGUCUACUCAUAUUCAUUAUCCUCACCAAGAGCAGCCUCCAUGAACCUAUGUAUCUAUUCCUUUGUAUGCUGGCUGGAACUGACAUUGUCUUUGCCACCACCACAGAACCCAAGGCAUUGGCCAUUUUCUGGUGCAAUCAUCGGGAAAUUUCACUUAAUGGCUGCAUUGCCCAGCUCUACUUCCAGCAUUCCUCCUUCAUCUCAGAGUCAGGCAUCUUGCUGAUGAUGGCAUUUGACCGCUACAUUGCCAUAUGCUACCCACUGAGAUACACGACAAUUCUCACCCACUCCCUGAUUGGGAAAAUUGGUGUGACUGUUUUUGUGAGAGCACACUGUACAAUUUUCCCCAUGAUAUUUCUUUUGAAGAGGCUGACUUUUUGUAAAAAUAACAUCCUUCCACAUACGUUCUGUGAACAUAUUGGCUUAGCCAAGUAUGCCUGUGAUGACAUCCAUGUAAAUAUCUGGUAUGGGUUUUUUGUCUUAAUGUCCACAGUGAUCUUAGACAUUGUCCUCAUUUUUGCUUCCUAUGUUCUUAUCCUCCAUGCCAUCUUUCUCAUUCCUUCUCAUGAAGCUCGCCACAAAGCUCUUAACACAUGUGGCUCCCACGUCUCUGUCAUUUUCCUCUUUUAUGGUCCUGGAAUCUUCUCAGUUCUCACACAACGCUUUGGACACCAUAUCCCACUACAUGUCCAUAUCCUGCUGGCUAAUGUCAGCAUGCUUGCUCCGCCUAUGCUGAAUCCCAUCAUUUAUGGGGUCAAGACUAAGCAGAUACGAGAGCAAGUGGUUUAUAUGCUUUUUCCAAAGCAGAAAUGA